This is a messenger RNA of Amborella trichopoda, 889 nucleotides long. Its product is annotated as polyamine oxidase 7-like. The record is from RefSeq and is a predicted model, not a curated record. NCBI's taxonomy places the organism in Eukaryota, Viridiplantae, Streptophyta, Magnoliopsida, Amborellales, Amborellaceae.
CUACGUAAUUUUUCCUUUCUUUUUUCUUAAGGUUGCUCUAGAUAAAUAAGAUAUCCCUAUUUGCACGCGGGAGUAAAUGGAUACAGGACUAUCGCGGGAGUAAGAAAUCUUUUGCAAAAAUCUAAAACUUAAAAAAAUGAGGGGUAAUGAAACGUGUUUAAAGCAAGGAUAUGGCGGGACGACAUUUUAGAAAAUCUCUCUCUCUCUCGCUCUCUCUAACCCUAAUCAAUCUCUCUCGCUAUCGAUCACCAAUUGCGGCUGAAGUUUUUUCUGUGAUAUUGUUGUUAUUUGCUGUUAAUUCUUGCACAUAUAGUUUGUUUUGCCCAUUUUUCUAUGUUUUGCAGGUAUUUUUCUUCCUUUUUUCUUUGAAUAAUGCAUGCAGGUUCUCUCGCUUCCUCUGCUUCAAUGGAGGAGCAACAGAUGCGUCGCCUUCUUCGAGUGCGUAGGUUUCCAAGAACACCUUCAUGUCAAAACUUCUUCCUUGGCUGCAACACUUCGAGAAAACAACGAGGAAGAUUUAUCAAUUUUUGCUGUACAACACAUGUUUGGAUAUGUCCCCCAAACACCCUUGGAAAAUGGCUGUAGACUACAUGGCUUAUGAUGUAGAAAUUGCAGAGCCCCCUAGAAUCACAAGCUUAAAUAAUGUGGAAUCUAUUCCUACCAUGUCAUAUUAUGGGGAAGAUGAACAAUUUGUUGCUGAUGAACAUCGAUACAAGUAUGUUGUCCAUAGAUUAGCAGGGGAAUUCUUAGAAACAAAUACUGGGAAUUUCCUGAUAAACGCCUCCAUUUAGGGAAGGUUGUUCAUGAAAUCUAAUAUGGAGAAAAUGGUGUGACUAUCUUGGUUGAAGAUGGCAGUGUUUAUAAUGCAGAUCAUGCCAUUUUAUUUUUA